AUGUGCAAGUUACUGGGGAUCGACCAGCAGCUAAGCACGGCGUACCACCCCCAAACCGACGGAGGCCCUGAGAGGAUGAACCAAGAAGUACAGGCAUACCUCCGCGCCGUGAUUAACCAGAACCAGAACGACUGGGAUAAGUGGGUUCCCGCGGCUCAGAUGGCGUUAAACGGUCGGGUCAAUACCUCUAUAGGGAUGUCCCCAUUCUUCGCUAUACACGGCUAUGAGCCGAAGUCACCAGUUCCCCUCGUUACGGAAGCAUAUGCGGAAGAGUAUCCUCAGCAUUCGCCAGAAACCAGGGCAAAGAAAUUUGUUACCAAACUACAACAGAUUACGGACCUCUGCCAAGCAUCAAUGGCGACAGCUACGCAGCAACAAGAACGCUUCGCUAACAGACGACGGAACGCGGCAGAACGCUUCGAAGUAGGCGAUAAGGUUUGGCUUGACUUACGGAACUACGCGUCAGAGCGACCUAAGAAGAAGUUCGACUGGCUGCACGCUAAGUAUACGAUAAGCAAGGUACUCGACCCGUACACGGUUGAACUAGCAGCCCUCCCGAGGGCUGCUAUAAUAGGUUCCACGUCGACCAACUCCGGAGAGCGGGGACGGACCCAAUGCCUGGUCAGCAACGCACAGACGCUCAACCCCAUCUAUCCAAACCCGACCUGGACCUCUUUAGACAAUAUGCAACAGACAGCGGCCUUGGAUAAGUACGAACAGAGAUACGGCCCGGCUCUCGAAAACGAUGGACCAUACCAGCACCGACGAGUGGCAACGGAAGCACAGCCGGCCCAAAUCCAGGGGCAAGUCGAAGGAAUACAACCACAGCUGCAGAUACAGGGCAAGAGAAUACGCGGACCACUACGGGCUAGGACUAAUGGCGACGCCCCGUCGAUAGGGACCAGGAACAGGAAAAAGGGCACCAGCGCCAGAGAGGAGUAG
Hirsutella rhossiliensis is the source of this 942-nucleotide messenger RNA. RefSeq lists its product as uncharacterized. Bases 1 to 942 code for a protein of 313 amino acids. Gene Ontology annotation, biological process: DNA integration. NCBI's taxonomy places the organism in Eukaryota, Fungi, Ascomycota, Sordariomycetes, Hypocreales, Ophiocordycipitaceae. The transcript is spliced from 3 exons. Gene Ontology annotation, molecular function: nucleic acid binding. The record is from RefSeq and is a predicted model, not a curated record.